AUGGCACUAUCGAAUGACUCCAAUGCAUCUACUGAGGAAGAGGAGACCCUGCCAUCGAAAUUGGCUGCCUUGAAACGGGCUGUGAACCCCAUCCUCGGAAAGAUGGCCGAUCUCGCGCUCGAAGCUCUUGACAUACGAGAGGAGCUGACAGAAAACCAAGCUGGUCUGGACGCUCUCGCUCUGCGCGUAGCUGAAGUGACGGAAGAUAUCCUUGUCAAGGCGUCCGCCAUGCAAGAAGGCCAACUAAUGCAAUCUCAAAAGUUCAAACGCUUGCAAUUAUGCGUUGACGAGAUCUCCUCGUUUCUUCGGGAACAAGCCAUACCGGAUAUAGGUCGCAGGAUGGCCCGAAUCGGAGAGCUGGAGCGAAUUAAAGCUGAGGUCGACACCAAGAAUCAUCGCUUGACCGAAACACUGACCGCUUUCAUCGCUGAUAUAAGCAUGGAUGUUCUCCGUGCCGUGACCGUGACCGCUGCUGUUGGGAACCCUACUAUCCCCCAGGUCGCCCGCAGCACCUCCCUCCCCAUUACACGGCUGCCUCCCAAACUACGGAUAUUUCGCGGAAGAGAGGACGUCGUCAAGCAGAUCGUCUCAUGCCUCUUGCGACCUGAUCCGGGUCAUAUCGCCAUCCUGGGUAUGGGCGGAAUGGGGAAGACAGAUACGGCUGCGACUGUUUUGCACCAUGAAGACAUCAAGAGGAAGUACGGCUCCAACCGAGUGUUCGUCAGCUGCGACGGCAUCACCACCGCUGACGGUAUCAUCUCAACGCUGGCGACUGCGUUGAAAUCUCCCAGCACACAGGAAAGCGACCCAACAGCGUUGUUAACACAUCAUCUCGAGUCUGUUGAAGGGUUCGUGCUCCUCGUGCUGGACAAUCUCGAAUCGGCAUGGGAUACGCCCGAUCGCACUGCCGUCGAAGAGCUUCUCACUCAUCUUUCCAACGUCCUAAAUCUCUCGUUAGUGAUCACCAUGCGCGGUACCCAGGGACCUAUGGGAGUCGAUUGGUCUCAGCCGCUGUUGCCACCUCUGGAUGCUCUGGACUCUUCGACCGCCAGACAGAUAUAUCUCGCCAAUGGAGGGAGGUCAGAUGAUCAUUUAGAUGAACUUCUCCAGGAGUUGGACGGAUGGCCCUUAGCAGUCGUCUUGAUGGCAUAUCAAGGCCAAACCCAGUGGCCUUCGCAGCUUCUGUCGGCAUACAGGAGAGAGCAAACAGCAUUGAUGUCGAUAAGACCAGGCGAUCGUCGCACCAGCGUGGAAGUCUCUAUCAGUCUAUCACUCCAAUGUCAGGCUGUCAGUGAUGCGUUCGAAGCGCUGGAGUUGCUGGGCUUGCUCUGCCUGUUACCGGAUGGAAUGGAGGAAGACAUUUUGCAAACCGCCCUCCCGGAUAUGCACAACAUUCCCCAGUCAAUCCGCGUACUACAACACGUAUCAUUGGUAACGCGACUGGAAGGCGGGGAAUUGAAAGUGCUAUCUCCCAUCCGGACGUACGUGCUUCGGGUCUGCGCUCCUAGCAUGCGCCAUCGUCUCACACUAGAAGACUUCUUCAUCCAACAUAUGCAACACAUUCUAGUACUGUGCGGAGUCGAAGAAUCCUCCCCCGACCAAAGUGAAGACUUGGUCAAGGUCAUCACCAAGAAUUUUGGAAACAUGCUCUCGGUGUUCUCGCGCGCGAUUGACGAUCCCCAUAUUCGCCAGGAGAUCUUAGAUGCUGUCCACGCUUUGUGUUCCGCGGCGAUUAUGAUAGGCUACGGCGACUGCCCCGUCCUCGUCAAGAAAGCUGCUGGAGCGAGCUCCCCUUUUCCGGAAUUCAAGCACACCACGGGCCAAUUGUAUUUGGUGCUGGCCCUCUACUAUUCGACUUCAAGUCGCUUUGAUGACGCGUUCAAGACGAUAGAGCAAGCAAGAAAUGUAGACGAGGCAGUCCACCAUAUACAGCAGCUGCUUAAUGGUCGAUUACAGGAAGAAGAGGCCGAAGAGAAUAUCAUCAACGCUCUUACAGAAGCGAGAGAUCUCUUCGUGGCUCGAAACCUUCAGUACGAAGCUGUUUUUCCACCAUUAUGCACCCAACAACUAUGCUUACUUGCACUGGAUGCUGGAAGAUUUGAAGAAGCCAUCGAACUCGGCAUGGCUUCCAAGGAGGCAUUCGAAGCGCUCAGUUUUCCCCAGGGGAUAUACAUGUUCAUGCAGCUAUUGGGCUGGACGCUUGCAGCCUUUGCGGGGUUCAUGAAAAUCGAAAACCGGGAGGUGGCUGCAACCUGCCAACGUAUCCUGAGCGAAAUACACUGUCGAACUGGCAGGUUUUUGGAGGCUUUAGAUGACUGCAGCUUGGCAGAAGAGGCCGCUCGCAUUAUGGAUAAUGAAGAUUCCCUGUGGGCAACACGCCGUGAGCAAGCCCGGCUGAAUGCGUUGUUGGGCAACCUUGUCGAAGCAGAAGAGCAGUUGAGCGGUGCAAUUAGAUUCUUCCUACAGCUGGGUGAUAAGCUCAAGGGUGCUGGAUGUCGGCUCAAUCUGUCGUUCGUACUCGAGGCUCGGGGCAUGCAUGACAAAGCGGUGGAUGAGAUCCGUUCUGCACUCCGUCUCUGCGAGGAUCUCAAGGUGGACCAAGCGAUCGCAUUGUGCAAAGGCUUCCUCGGCAAAGCGAUAGCAAAACCUCGACCUCUGACGGCCGCAAGUGUGGCAGAAGCCGAACAGCUGUUCCGGGAAGCAUUGCAAGUUUUCGACGCGAAUGACAACCUGCACCAUGCGACGAGCAACCUUCUGAACCGAACCUUGGACGUCAAUAACACCCUCGGACCCCAAGCAUUCCUCCGAAAGGACCUCGUUUACUUAUGGCGCGAACAAGAUCGCCAUGAUGGAGAGACUUUGCAGAGGAUACAAGAAGCCCUAGAGCUCUUCAAAAAGAAGGACAAUCGCUCGGAAAUGGCGGCAUGUUACGGCAUUAUAGCCAGCAUCCUAGCUGACCAGGGCUUGCGGGAUGAGGCGACCAGCAACGUUGAGCGGGCACAGUGCAUCUAUGAAGAACUGCGUUUCCCACCCGGUCAAGCGAGAUGUAGAAUGCUGCUCAAGCAACUUGCUGAUUGGGGUGAGCCCGAGUCAGUGCCGGAGCGACCAGAGAAGCGGCAUUCUUUUAUACGAAAGUGGCUCGCACCUAGGUAA
Molecule: messenger RNA, 3153 nt
Organism: Dacryopinax primogenitus
Lineage: Eukaryota; Fungi; Basidiomycota; Dacrymycetes; Dacrymycetales; Dacrymycetaceae
Exons: 5
Coding region: 1-3153 (1050 amino acids)
Molecular function (GO): protein binding; ADP binding
Source: RefSeq, a predicted model, not a curated record